CAGAGCCAGAUAUGGCUUCACAAGUGAUCUCAUUCGGUGAGAUGCUGAUAGACUUUGUUCCUAUGACAUCUGGAGUUUCAUUGGCUGAGUCUCAAGGCUUCAUCAAAGCCCCUGGUGGGGCCCCUGCCAACGUGGCUUGUGCCAUUGCCAAACUUGGUGGUAAUUCGGCCUUCAUCGGCAAGGUGGGAGAUGAUGAAUUUGGGAGGAUGCUAGCAGAUAUACUAAAGAAAAAUGGUGUGAAUACAGAUGGAGUUUGUUUUGAUGCAGAUGCAAGAACUGCAUUAGCUUUUGUGACUUUGAGGAGUGACGGAGAGAGAGAGUUCAUGUUCUACAGAAAUCCCAGUGCAGACAUGCUUCUCAAGGAUUCUGAGUUGAAGAUGGACAUGAUCAAGAAGGCCAAGAUAUUCCAUUAUGGCUCUAUCAGUCUCAUCUCUGAGCCUUGCAGAUCAGCUCACAUGGCAGCCAUGAAAGCUGCAAGAGAAGCUGGAGCUUUGCUUUCCUAUGACCCUAAUGUGAGGCUUCCUUUAUGGCCUUCUGCUGAAGCUGCUAGGUCUGGCAUUAAGAGCAUUUGGUCUGAAGCUGACUUCAUCAAGUUAAGUGAUGAUGAAGUGAACUUUCUUACCCAAGGAGAUCCUGAAAAGGAAGAUGUUGUUCUGUCCCUGUGGCAUGAUAAGUUGAAGCUACUUAUUGUCACUGAUGGAGAAAAGGGUUGCAGAUACUUCACCAAGAAAUUCAAAGGCAAGGUUCCAGGGUUCAAAGUGAAUACAGUGGACACAACUGGUGCUGGAGAUUCUUUUGUUGGUUCACUUCUUGUUUCUGUGGCAAACAACCCCUACAUAUCUGAUGAUGAACCAAAGCUGAAAGAGGCUCUGAAAUUUGCAAAUGCUUGCGCAGCACUCUGUACAACACAGAAAGGAGCCAUUCCUGCACUUCCAAGUGUCUCAGAAGCACAGAGUCUCAUCUCCAAGUCUAGUGGCAAAUAAGAUUAUCCCUACCUUUUUUGAAAUUUUUUGAUGAGUGGAUCAAAUCCCCCCCCCUUUUUUUUUAAAUUUCAGACUUUCGAGUUAAUAUUUUUUAAAAAAAAAUUGAGGGAUUACAAGAAGAUGGUAUGGUUUAUGAAGCGUGGGCAAUAAGCAAUCGUUUUUUUUUUUAGCUAAAAGUUUAGGUGACUUGAGUAUAAUAAAUUUUUUUAUCUGUUUAUUUAAAUUAAGGAUUUAGAGAUAUGGUGACUUUUAAUCUUGCAGUGUUUUACGUUUAAGGUCCCCUUUGAUUAGCACAAGGCAAACACAAUCCUUUUUUAU
Molecule: messenger RNA, 1301 nt
Organism: Prosopis cineraria
Lineage: Eukaryota; Viridiplantae; Streptophyta; Magnoliopsida; Fabales; Fabaceae
Product: probable fructokinase-5
Exons: 5
Coding region: 12-983 (323 amino acids)
Biological process (GO): fructose metabolic process
Cellular component (GO): cytosol
Molecular function (GO): fructokinase activity
Source: RefSeq, a predicted model, not a curated record